CGGAUGUGAGCAGCCAGUCACCGCGCUGAUAUGUAGGGCGAUUUGAAUUGUACACCCAGGAGGUUCAGAAAGAGACUUCCAAAAGUACGUGGCAGACACCUGUUGUGCACGGUCACUGUCACACUGGGCUAAGCAACUCCCUAUAAAUUACAAUACACGUUUUCUCCCCCUCAGCAGUCGGGAGAGUGUUAAUUUUUGAGACACGCGGAACUAGAGUUGCGCAUUCCUUCAUUCCACUCGGAGAUAUUUAUAACCCGGACAACAGAAACAUCUCCCUUAUUGCCAAAUUAUUGCCGGAUAUGUCGCUGUUAUGAUGAUCUGAGUAUACAUACUCUUUCUGUCCUACUGCGAGUAGCGAAUUAGACUGGAAAGGCACAGUGCUGAAUAUCAGGGGUGUGAUAAAUGUGAUCAUGGAGUCGGGACGGCGGAGAGGUCUGAGCAGUGUCCUGUCCUCCCUGUCUCUGCUCUGUGUGCUCCUGGACCUACAGCUGGACGGUGUGUUAGGAGCAACACCUGUUGAGAUUGAGCAUCAUCUGGAAAUGGGCCGUAAGCUGCUGGCAGCCGGACAGCUGGCUGAGGCCCUGUCUCACUAUCAUUCAGCUGUGGAGGGUGACUCGAAGAACUACCUGACAUACUACAAACGAGCUGCUGUGUUCCUGGCUAUGGGCAAGUCCAAGUCAGCGCUGCCUGACCUCAGCCAGGCCAUACAGCUCAAGCCAGACUUCCUUGCUGCCAGACUGCAGAGGGGUAAUAUUCUACUGAAACAGGGAAAUACUGAAGAGGCCAGGGAAGAUUUUCUAGCAGUACUGAACCGUUCCCCGGAUCACGAGGAAGCACAUGAUCAGCUCCACAAGGCCGAUGAUCUGGAGUUGCUCCAGAAAGAGGCACAUGAGGCCCAUCACCGUGGAGACUUCAUCACUACUGUCCAAGUGCUGGAGAAAGUCAUAGAGCUCUCUCCUUGGGACCCUGAAUCUCGAGAGCUAAGAGCCCAGUGCUACAUCCGACUCGGGGAUCCACGGAAGGCCAUCAUGGACCUGACACCAGCAACACGUCUCCGUUCAGACAACCGAGCAGCCUUCCUCCAACUCAGUCAACUACAUUACAGUUUGGGCGAACAUCACGACUCACUCAGUCAGGUCCGUGAGUGUCUGAAGCUGGAUCAGGAUGAUAAGGAGUGUUUUUCUCACUACAAACAGGUCAAGAAGCUCAGCAAGCAGCUGGACUCUGCAGAAGAGCUGAUCUCAGAACAGAGGUAUCAGGAGGCCAUUGAGAAGUACGAAUCUGUGAUGCGAACAGAGCCGAAUGUGGCAUUCUACACUAAUAAAGCAAAAGAGAGGAUCUGCUUCUGCUUAGUCAAAAUGAAGAGUGCUGAGGAGGCCGUAGACAUCUGUUCAGAAGCCCACCAGAGAGAUCCUCAGAAUAUCCACAUCCUCCGGGACCGAGCGGAGGCCUACAUCCUACAGCAGGAAUAUGAGAAAGCUGUGGAAGACUAUCAGGAGGCACGGGAGUUUGAUCAGGAAAACCAAGAGCUUCGUGAAGGUCUUGAACGAGCACAGAAGCUCCUCAAGCAGUCUCGCAAGAGAGACUAUUACAAGAUCCUGGGGGUCGGCAGGAGUGCCAAUAAACAGGAAAUCAUAAAAGCGUAUAGAAAGCUGGCUCAGCAGUGGCACCCUGAUAAUUUCCAGUCUGAAGCAGACAAGAAAGAAGCAGAGAAAAAGUUUAUUGAUAUCGCAUCAGCAAAGGAAGUACUCACAGAUCCAGAAAUGCGUCAGAAGUUUGAUUCCGGCGAGGACCCCCUGGACCCUGAGAAUCAGCAGGGUGGAGGAGGUGGAGGAAGCAGAGAAUGGCCCUUUGGCUUCAACCCCUUUGAGGGCGGAAACUUUCACUUCAAAUUCCAUCGACACUGAUAACCGUGGCUGAUGCAGUAUAAACGGACAAUGACUUGGACUAAGAAACCUGGUUAGAGAACCAGCUUUAUCCAAACUGAACUUUGGAGGAAUCUUAUCUUAUCUAUUGGAGGAGUUUUUUUUUCUUUGUUGUUCUUGAGACUUGAAUCCACCGGCUGCUGGACUUCUCCAGGAGCAAAUGACUUGAUCUGGCAAACACUAUUAGUUUGGUGUUUUAUUUAGGAUUAGUUCACUUCCAGAAUGAAAAUUCUGUCAUCAUUUACUCACACCCCACUUGUUCCAAACCUGUAUGAGUUUCUGUCAUCUGUUGAACACAAAAGAAGAUAUCCUUAAAGAUGUUGGUAUCCGAACAGUUGACAGUAUAUUUUUUUUUUCUGCCGUGGAAGCAAUGGUGCUCAUCAACUGUUUCAUAAGCCAACAUUUUUCAGAAUAUCUUAUUUUGUACGUGUUUAACUGAAGAGAGAAACUCACACAGGUUUGGAACAAGUGGAGGGUUUGUAAAAGAUGGCAAGGCAUUAGAUCUGGAAGUGAACGAAUCCUUUAAACCCAGCGGAGUCAUUUCGGCUCAACAUUUUUUAUCCUUCAUUGACUUAUGUGCCAUCUCUAACAUUACUUUAUCUCUCUCAUGCUGUCAUAUGCUGCCUUUUUGAAUAACACUCCAGAAUUUAGGGUUGUGGUUUCUUUUAGACUGUGCCAUAAUAUUUUUAUUACACUUCCAACUGUAUAAAGCCACCAGAAAUGACCAUGCCCUUGGGCUGCUUCAUAGCCUGACACCUUUGAUCUGAUACCAGUUUGCACAAUAGUUUUUUACUGGAAUCGUUGCUUAAAGUUUACAUGUCUGUUGCUAAUGAUGAACCAGAUGGCAGUCUAUGAAGCAGCCUUUGGUGGAUUUAAUUUUCUUUUGUGGAACAAAUCAAAAAUAUGUUGCACAACAAAGCUUUGAAACCAUUAUGUAAACUUGUUGAGUUACCUCUGCACUUUCUAAAUUUGAGUUGAAGGUCUAUAAAAUGAAGAAAUCCCUAGCUAUUUGAGCAUUUUUUAAGUUUAUGCUUGUUAGGUUGUGCUGACAUGCCAAUGCAAUGUCUUCUUUGACCUUACUGAUGUUAAGGACAUGGGUCUUCCUAAUGUUUCAUGCUUGUUUGUUUUGUUCUAAGCUAAACAAAUACAUGAAGAUCUCCAAGAUAUACUGUAUUUAAAAAAGAGAGAGUAUUGAA
Molecule: messenger RNA, 3121 nt
Organism: Carassius gibelio (silver crucian carp)
Lineage: Eukaryota; Metazoa; Chordata; Actinopteri; Cypriniformes; Cyprinidae
Product: dnaJ homolog subfamily C member 3-like
Exons: 12
Coding region: 411-1907 (498 amino acids)
Biological process (GO): protein folding in endoplasmic reticulum
Cellular component (GO): endoplasmic reticulum
Molecular function (GO): misfolded protein binding; protein-folding chaperone binding
Source: RefSeq, a predicted model, not a curated record